Messenger RNA from Vicia villosa (hairy vetch), 717 nucleotides. RefSeq lists its product as uncharacterized. Lineage: Eukaryota; Viridiplantae; Streptophyta; Magnoliopsida; Fabales; Fabaceae. The record is from RefSeq and is a predicted model, not a curated record. The coding region runs from base 153 to 467 and encodes 104 amino acids. The transcript is spliced from 2 exons.
CUAUUCCAACACUGCACAACAAAGAUUCCUUCUUUUUUUUUUCCUAUAAAAUCCCACAAUUUUUUAUGUAACAAAAAAAAAACAUAGCACAAACAAACAUAGUUUUCAUUGCUCACUCUCUUAUUGCUAUAUACACCCCCCUCUUCACAACCAUGGCUUCAGAUUCCAAAUCAAAUCUUAAAAUCACCAUACAAAGCCAUCCUUCAGAAUCAACCUUAGCUGAACUCAACAUCAAGUGUUGGCCCAAAUGGGGGUGUUCACCAGGUAAAUACCAGUUAAAGUUUGAUGCAGAGGAAACAUGCUAUCUGUUGAAAGGAAAAGUUAAAGCAUACACAAAAGGGUCAUCAGAGUAUGUAGAGUUUGGAGCUGGAGAUCUUGUGACAAUUCCAAAAGGACUAAGUUGUACUUGGGAUGUUUCUGUUGCUGUUGAUAAGUACUACAAAUUUGAAGCUUCAUCAUCUUCUUAAGUGAUUCUUGGGAUUAAGUUAGAUUUAGUACAAGUAACAGCUUUUUUAUUCUUUCUUUCUUUCUUUCACAGUUUUGCUAAUUUUGUGGAAGGAUUAGAGGGUUUGGAUUUUUAUGAAUGUUUGGUUUUGUGGGGAAAGAGUGAGUUUUAGUCAAAGGAAGAACCAAUCAGUCAAAUGAAUAACUGUCUUGUUCAAACUAGACAUCUUUAAAGUGUUUAAUAUAAUAAUAUUAUAAUACUGUUUUUUUUAA